GGUAGGUCUUCCUCUUUCCACCUUCCACCUUCCGUUCAAAGCCAAGACCAAUCUUCUGCAUCAACCCACAACACUCAUUCUGCAUCCACCAAACUUUGAUGAUUCCCAUCUCCGCACUUCCCUGUCCCGUUACCUUCAAGGUCAUGCUCCACAUUGCAUGAUCAUACAUACCAUCGCCACCGCCAACUUAUUCCAAGCUCUUCUCUUCAACCAUGUCCCCUUCUUUCUUACUCCUCCUGCUGUUCCUCCUUGGCUUCACCACGACUCCCGCGACCACCCGCUGCACCACCGCGACCUUCAUCAAGACCUACCAGAAGUGUGUCACCCUCCCCACUCAAGGGGCAUCCUUGGCCUGGACAUACCACCCCUUCAACGCCACCCUCGACCUCGCCUUCUCCGGCACCUUCAUCUCCCCCUCCGGUUGGGUUGCGUGGGGCCUCAACCCCGACUCGCCCGCCAUGACCGGCGCCCACGCCCUCGUUGCCUUUCCCGAUCCCUCCUCCGGCGGUCUCCUCCUCCUCCCCUUCGUCCUCGACCCCUCCGUCAGGAUCCAGAACGCCCCGCUCGUCUCCCGCCCCUUCGGCCUCCGUCUUCUCUCUUCCUCCGCCGUCCUCCGCGACUCCCGCUCCCCCAGCGACGGCUCUGCCGUCCUUAUCUUCGCCACCCUCUGGCUCUCCCCCAACCACACCCGCGUCCACCACGUGUGGAACCGCGGCCUCUACGUCCAGGGCCGCUCCCCGACCAUCCACCCGACCGCGCCCUCCGACCUCGCCUCCCGCGCCACCAUCGACGCUGCGUCCACUGCAGCCGAGACGGCACCGCAGGCGCCAGACGCGCUCCGGUCGGCCCACGCCGCGCUGAACGCCGCGUCGUGGGGGCUCCUCCUGCCGGCGGGCGUCGCGGUGGCCCGCUACCUGGGGCAUCGCGCGUCGCGUGGACCGUCAUGGCUCUACGCGCACGCGGCAACGCAGAUCGCCGGCUUACUGCUUGGCACCGCAGGGUUCGCGAUCGGGAUCGUGAUGGGCAACCGCCCGCGGGGCGCGGAGCACCGGCUGCACCGAGGACUGGGGGUCGCGGCGUUCGUGACGGCGGCGCUGCAAUCAGCGGCGCUGCUGUUCCAGCCGAAGGCCACCAACAGGUUCCGCAAGUACUGGAAGUCGUACCACCACUUGGUGGGCUACGGGUGCGCGGUGGUGGGGGUGGCGAACGUGUUCCAGGGGUUCGACGUGAUGGGGCUCGGCCGGUCGUACUGGAAGCUGGCCUACUGCCUGGCACUGUCGACGUUGGCCGGCGUCUGCGUUGCGUUGGAGGUUAAUUCGUGGGUGGUGUUCUGCAGGAAUGCGGAGGAGGAAGAGGAGACGACGACAACGACGACAAGAGAAGGUGAUUCGAUGGAGGGAGGAAGGGCAUCGAGUUCUCAAAAGCAAGGUCUGAGCCUCUAGUUCUACAUCCUGAUACACACCAAAAUGAAGCCAAUCUAUUUCUAAUUAUUAUUGUAUUUCAAUUUUGUGGAAAAGUAAAAUCAAAACCAUGUUCAUCGAUACGUGCUA
Molecule: messenger RNA, 1550 nt
Organism: Musa acuminata subsp. malaccensis (wild Malaysian banana)
Lineage: Eukaryota; Viridiplantae; Streptophyta; Magnoliopsida; Zingiberales; Musaceae
Product: cytochrome b561 and DOMON domain-containing protein At2g04850-like
Source: RefSeq, a predicted model, not a curated record